UCCAACAUCUUGAGACAUAUUGCUGAUUCUUCUUCCAUACUUCGCAAUACAAAGGACAGUCAGCCCACUGAUGAGGACCAGCAAAGUGGAACUCAGUAGAGACAGGAGUGGACAACUCAAAGCAGAGUUACAAGUAUAUCAUCAGAGGCACAAAGCUCAGGUGCUCAUGAUAUAUUCCACAAGCCCUUCGAUUUGCCUAAAAAGAAAACGAUAUGAGAUGAUUCCAAAUCAUCGAACUUCUGUUCCCGUGCAACCAAAUAAGCUUCAUCAUUGUAGAUUGACCAACCGAGUCCGGAAAGGGUUGGGAGAAAAAGAACGAGCUUUCCAUGUGACGAGCCUCUUUUUCCUGUACAGAACAGUAGGGGGCUGUUCCCACCGGUCAGAGCGACAAGGAGAUGCAAGCCAUAAAUCUGUGCCACCGGGGUCUCAGUUCUCAUCGGAAUGGAAACUAUCUUGGGAUCUGCAAACGUACUACUUUUCUUCGGCAUCACCCCGCUUUACGUAACUCCGAAAAGGAGACCGCCGAGUGUCGACAACAGGCACGAAGAAAGCCUCCUUUCCCGGGAUGGGUUCGUAAUGAGCCAUCAAUAAUGACGAUGGUGAUGACAAGAAGAAAUGGGGCCUCGGCGAGUUCUAUAUUGUUUACGUAGCAAAAGGAGAUGAGGCAUAGGAAGAACAUUCAUGUGCUCUUGUUUUACGUCUGCUGAAGAAUAGUACGAAACCAAAUAGCAACAUACGUUCGACGUAGACGUCGUCUCUAUCUCCAUCUAACGAUUCCUCCUUCAAAGCGUUCAUAUGUGGAACAGAAGUUUACAUCAGAUGAAAGGACGAGUGCGUGCUACUGUCACCUGAACUGCUCGCAGCAGCAGUUCCACCAUCGAGUCCAAAGCGAGGCUUGCUGCUACCGAAGCACCACAUGGGCACACUGCAAACUGGUCCCGGGGCCUGCGAGUUCAUGUUGCAUGUCCACCACCGUCUCCUGCUUUUGCUCAUGGCCUCGAUUCAUUGGUUUUGCUUUCCACAGUGGAGUGUGAUCCUCUCUGCAUGGAUUUACGUGGGCGGAAAAUGCCAGCUAUCUUGACUGCUUUCUUUUCUUUUCCUUCUCCGAUUCUUGGCUGUUUCCAAGAAGAGGAUGGAAGGGGAAAGAAUGGAAGAAAGUGGACGAGUAGGCUGGUCAUUUUCACUGGAAACCCGGAACUCUGUCAUGCAGCUUUAUGCCUGCUCUCCUGACGCAUGGAAUCUCCGUCGUCCCUGCGUGUAGAUUUCCUUUCAGGUGCCCAUCUCAGGCUGUAAGUGCUCCCAGGCUCACAUGAUUCAUGGGGCAGCGGUCGUGCCCUUCUCAGCUCUCAAUCGUACUCGGAAGAUCUGCGUAGCUGCUGGUACCACCUGAAGUUAAUUUGGAUGUGGUUGUCAUCUGCAGCGUCAGAGACUCUUCUUGUCCUGAGACUAGCAAUUAAGGCAGCGGUUCCGUUCUUGCCUUCUUCCUGUCAUCUGGGUGAAGCGUGAAGCAGAAGAUUUUACGGCAAAUGAUAGGUGGAGAUCUUUUAUCUUCACCUGACAAGGUGGAUGAUGGUGUCUAUCCGAUGUAUUUUGGCGUCGCGUGCUCUUUCCUUGCUCUUCGACUCAUGUCGAGGACCAGAGAGCUCCGGUUGGAGCACGUCAGGUGGUCGAUCGUCGGAGAAAUGAUGCUCAAAGGGAGCGCCCAGUUGUUGGGAUUGCUCGUGGAGAGAGCUCAAAGGAAGGGAGAGGCGUUGGAGGCGAAGCUAAGGGAAGCCGGAUCGGAAGUCGCAGAGCUGAAGCGGAGGAGGACCGAAGACGCAAAGGCCAACGAGAAGGUAGUCAGCAUCUUCGCCGCUCGUGAACAUAGCUGGGUUGCCGAGAGGAAGAGCCUCCGGCAUCAGAUCCAAGCGCAGCUCGGUGAGAUGUGCGUCCUCAGGUCGAGCAAUGAAGAGGCCGUCUCGAAUCUAAAGAAGAGACUCGAGGAGGAGGAGAGACUGGUGGUGACUAUGAAGGAGUCAUUGGAGGAAGAAGCAAAGAGAAGAAAAGAUUUGGAGAUGAAGUUGAAAUUGGCUGAACAAGCGGCAGAAGAAUUGAGCGAGAGGCUUAAGAAGGAAGCACAGGCCCACUCGGAGGAACUCUGGAAGCAUAAAGCCACCUUGAUGGAGCUUCUAUCGAACCAAUGCCGAAUGGAAUCCGAGAUGGGCCACGCCCUCGGACAAGUUGAGGUGGCAAAGGAGAAGCUCAAGGGGGCAAUUCAACAAAAGGAAGAAGCCGAUGCAAUGGUUGAGAAGCUCUCUGGGGAUGUCGCGAAGAUCCAAAAGGACCGCGAGCAGAAAGACAAAAUCUUAUCCGCGAUGCUAAGGAAAUCUAAGCUUGACACAGCAGAGAGGCAGAUGCUGCUAAGAGAGGUCAAGGCAUUGAGAGCAAAGCAGAAACAGGCCGAAGUAGAGAUGGAGAGGUGGAGAAAAACGUGGGAAUCGAAGCACAAGAGGAGCUCGAGAGCUUUGCGGUCUGUGGAGGCAGGGUGCUCUCAAGAACGAAGGGCGCGGCUGCAGCUGGAGAGUAGGCUACAUAACCCCAAGAAUCUUCUGAUGGAGUACUUGGAAGCUGAGAGCAGGAGAGAUCACUCCUCUUCGACUUGCAAGAGUUUGGAUCUUUACUCAACUGACAGAAAUGAUGAAACUGAGAUUCUUGAGGACGAGUUCCAACAGCUACAAGACUGGGUUCGAACCGGAACCGAGAAGUACGCAGCCAUCCUCGAGCAAAGACAUCAUGCAGAGAUGGAAGCUUUCACAGAACAGAUGAGGCAAACGGACGAGAAGCUUGAAGCUCUGCAACGUCAGAUGUUGAGCAAGGAGCUGGAGACGAAGAUGCUCCAGUCUCACAUCGAAGGAGUCGAUGGGAAUCUAUCCCACCUCAGGGAGGAAAACAUCAGAUUGGAAGCCAAGCUGUUGGAUAAGGAAAAGGAGGCGAAGCGAUUGAAGGAGCAACUCAGCUUCCUUCUUCAGCAGUACCAGAAGAGCAACCAACACUGUUCUCCCAGUCCCGAAGCUGGUCAACAAAAGAUCAAAGAAAGGAAGUCAAGGGAGAAGGAGAAGGAUUCAAAGGCCCACAAAUCGGACGCAAAAACACCGGAGAAGAAUAGUCUGAUGCAGUUGGAAUCAAGUAAAGACAGUGGAAUUAACACCAGUACUAAUUCUACUAGCUCACCGUCACAAACCAGUCAUGUUCAGGAACAUGACAGACACCGCACCGGUAAACUAUCUGCAGAACAGCCAGAAAGAGUGAAGGAGAAUCCACUGCAGGAGCAAACUGAGAUCAAAGAAGUGAAGGAUGUAGGUGUGGAUCCAGGUAUUGCUAACGAGGCAAACAGCUCCCAAGGAGAUGCUGCAAUUUCCGACGAGUUGUCAUCCACCAAACCAUCGAUUGCAAAGGAGGAAUCUUCCUGGAAGACAGAUAUCCAUGCUCUUGGAGUGUCCUACAACAUCAGAAGGCUGAAGCAGCAGCUACUUGUUCUCGAGAAGUUGGCUGGAUUACUGGCAAGCAAACAGUUGACAGCCAUGGAUGCUCUAAGUGUUGGAUCUAAUGACAGAAAGAUCGAUGAGAACGAGCAAAAGAUGAAGGGGUUCUCCCUGACGAAAUCUUUGCUCAACAAACAAGUGAAAAGAUAUCAGUCACUCGAAGAGAAGACCGAUGAUUUGUGCAGGAGAAUGCAUGACACCUACAGAUCAGGGAGCAGAAGAGACUCACAAGGUAGCAGGACAAGGGAACAAACCGAAACGCUCAAGUGCUACCUAGAAGAGACAUUUGAGCUACAUAAGUAUAUUGUGGCGACAGGACAAAGGUUCAUGGAGAUACAGUCAAAGAUCAACUCUAGCUUUUCUGGAUCUGAUGCGCAUGACAAAUCUAUAGGCUUCAACUUGAGGCAAUUCGCAGACAUCAUAAGAACCAUAUUUAGGCAAGUACAGAAAGGUUUGGAGGUGCGAGUUGCCCGAAUAAUAGGUGAUCUUGAGGGGAAGCUGGCAUGUGACAGCAUUCUUCGGAGGUGAACAGCCAGCAAUGGACAUGAGAGACAUGAAGAUGAACCAAAACAUCACUCUUUUGUUUGCUCUUUUCUUUCCUUUUUGCUGCUCAAAGAUGCGCAUCAUUUGAUGUUCUACUGUUGGGAGCAUGAGAAGUAGAGGUUUGAGUAAAUUGCCUACUUAAUGAUGUUUACGGCAUCGCCAUUAAUCUGAGGAUGGAUGGCAAGCAAUCGAAUUAGAAGCGAGUGUAG
Molecule: messenger RNA, 4273 nt
Organism: Musa acuminata AAA Group (dessert banana)
Lineage: Eukaryota; Viridiplantae; Streptophyta; Magnoliopsida; Zingiberales; Musaceae
Exons: 3
Coding region: 1527-4049 (840 amino acids)
Source: RefSeq, a predicted model, not a curated record